AUGCGUUCUUACAUCGCCGCUGCUGCCUUUGCAGUCCUUGCUCAGGCUCAGGACCUUGAUUGGGAUUUAGUCUCCCAAUUGACUCCCGUUCCUGAUGUCACCAUCCCUGUGGUCUACGCUACUGCCCCAGCCACCACUGCCACUGCUACAACUGUUUCUUACGACGGCGAAGCGACAGCUGCUGCUCUCAGCUCCGCUCUGGUCGCCAACCCUAGCGACUCCGCUCCUCUGGACUCUGCCAUUGCCAAGCGUGCUGCUACUACCGGCUGCCAGGCUCAGCCUACUGGAGUCCCUCUUGGACCUACCGGUGAUGCCGACACUCCGUCUAACUUCUUGGCAUAUCCCGCAUUCUCCUCAGCCGCCGCCGCAGAAGCUGUUCCUAGCGCUGUUCCUAGCGGCUACGUGAACACCUUCAGCAACCUGAACGCUAGCAACAAUGCUUACGGCUACAUGGGAUAUACACUUUUGCCCGAGUACAAGGCCCAGACCUGUGCAGACAAGUGCACCAAGAUCAACGGAUGCCAGGCAUUCAAUAUCUACUACGAACGUGACCCGAGUCAGAACCCCGGUACUGGUUGUGAGAACCCCAAAAGCACAACCAACAUCAAGUGUGUGUUCUGGUCUGGACCUGUCACCAAAGACAAUGCCAACAACGCUGGUCAAUGGCGCAACCAGUUCCAGGUUGUGAUUGCUGGAUCCAACGGAUAUGUCAACCAGUCCAUCGCAACCCCAGCCGGCUACAACGCUGGUGUCUACCUUGGCAAGGCUACCAUCAACGCCCCUCUCGACUGCACUGGUGAUAACUCGUUCCUUCAACCACAGGUUGUCGGCAACGGUGUGUUUGAUGCCAACCUUUGCGCAGUUGCCUGCAACCAGCAGGCCAGCUAUGCUCGCCAGCACCCUCCUGCUGACGGCUCGUUCAACAAGAUGUGUUCCUUCUUCAACACCUAUAUCCUGUACAAGAACGGUACGUCUCUUGGACAAUACUGCGCCAUGUACGACCAGACCUGGUCCUCUUCAUACGCCAAGAACACUGGUUACUACUCUGGUUCUGACCACUACACCAUCGACUUCUCGUACACCUUCUCCAACUCGACCGACGGUGGCCAACCCAGAUACCCCUGCAAUGUCGCUUCCGCCAAGUCCGCCAUUGUUUCUGCUUCUCUCCAGCCUUACUGCUCUUCGGUCUUGAGCAACGGCGCUACUCAGACCGCCACUGCCACCAACACCCUCGCCACUGUUAAUGCCAACGAUAAGAGCCAGACUACUGCCACUCCCUCUGCUCUCACAAAGUACCCCGCUUCGGUCAUUGCUUCUGCAUGCGCUCUGGCUACCUCGGCCUAA
Molecule: messenger RNA, 1344 nt
Organism: Aureobasidium musti
Lineage: Eukaryota; Fungi; Ascomycota; Dothideomycetes; Dothideales; Saccotheciaceae
Source: the annotation of a GenBank genome assembly